AGUCCCUUCUUCCUCAACAUUCGUCACCCCAUCCACCCACCCUACCCAAUCCAACCCCUCCCCCCUACCCCAGUGGGCCCCACACUGCAAAGAAUUCCUGAUUUCCCUCCUUAUUAGCACGUCCUGCAUAUCAUCUCCAGCCUGAGCUAGCAUUUAAAAAAAUUUUUUUUUUUUUUAUUUGUUUGCUUUUAUUUCUCCGUUUACUGAUUUUUCUACGCCCUGAGAUGUCUGAUACACAGUCGGAGCUUUUGCUCCCGGCGGAGAUUCUCGACGGAGAUUUACGCAUGGACCCGUUCGCGUUCGGGUCGAAGACCAAACCCGACCCAUCGUCACUCUGCUUCCCCGCGAAGUUUCCCUACCAUGUGUUCUCCUCUCCCGCCGAGAUCGAAAGCGACGAGGAUGACUUCCUCGCUGGGUUAACUCGCCGCUUGACUCGGGUCUCUCUCGACCGAGCUUACAACUACACUUCUGCUCACCGUCACACGGAGAAUGGUAGCUUACUAUCAGGUUCACCUGAGUCCAUGCUGAACCGGGUUCAUAGCAUGUCGGGUCGGAGCGGUGGGUCGGGCAAUGGACCUUCUAUGGCGUCGUCUCCGAGUACUAAUACGCGGCUGGAAGCUAAACACGACGACUGGAAUCUGAUAUACCAAGCCGCCGGUGAGGUCGCUAAGCUAAAAAUGAACGCCGGCGAUGGGCCCUUCAGGAGCCAAUGUCUUCCCGGCGCUCCUCGAAAUAUCAGCUCCGUUUAUUCGGUGAACGUCCCCCAAUCCGCCAUUCCCGAUGUCCAUUUUCGUGAAGCAAGAGGGGACCAACAGGAAUAUAUUAUGUGGAACCGGCAACAGCUUUUGCAGAAUCGAAGGAACCGGGUCGGGUUGGAGCCUGGCCCGUUUCUGGAAAGCGAAAGGAGGAGGGGACAGGUAUUUGGAUGGCCUUCUCAGCAGUUUUCUUCCAGGUCGAACAUGAAAACAGCUUUUUCCGGCACCGGCGCCGGGAAGCGGGAGUGCGCUGGCACGGGUGUCUUUUUGCCCCGGAGAUACGGCGAUUAUAACGGCAAUACUCCCACAGAUUCUCGCAAGAAGACAGCGUGCCCUGUGGCGUUGCAUACAGGUAUGAACAAGAAACUCGUGGACUCAACUGGCUUGGUUCAACCUCAGCCACCAUAUAUCACAGAUGGAUUUGCAUAUGCAGAUAUGAUGAUUUCCAGAAGGCGUGCUGCAAUGCUAUCACAGCAAGUGAAGAAUUUGCGCCCCGAUGGAGGCAUCAACCAUGAACCACAACUUCCUCAGGAAUGGACAUAUUAACCUUGAGCUACUUGGAAAUUCAGGUUC
Molecule: messenger RNA, 1328 nt
Organism: Ipomoea triloba (trilobed morning glory)
Lineage: Eukaryota; Viridiplantae; Streptophyta; Magnoliopsida; Solanales; Convolvulaceae
Exons: 5
Coding region: 225-1301 (358 amino acids)
Source: RefSeq, a predicted model, not a curated record